Messenger RNA from Abrus precatorius (Indian licorice), 2526 nucleotides. Its product is annotated as SWI/SNF-related matrix-associated actin-dependent regulator of chromatin subfamily A-like protein 1. Bases 84 to 2153 code for a protein of 689 amino acids. The transcript is spliced from 25 exons. The record is from RefSeq and is a predicted model, not a curated record. Gene Ontology annotation, biological process: DNA repair; replication fork processing. Gene Ontology annotation, cellular component: nuclear replication fork. Lineage: Eukaryota; Viridiplantae; Streptophyta; Magnoliopsida; Fabales; Fabaceae. Gene Ontology annotation, molecular function: ATP-dependent chromatin remodeler activity; ATP binding.
AUAAUAAAACAUAAAAACACGGCCCUAAUUGAAAACCGAAGAAAAAAAUGUUAAAAGUUCGGAGGGAGGGGUUUUGAAUUUCAAUGUUGAAUGUUUUUGAAAGGAAGAAGAGAAGCAUGGAAGUAGAAGACUGGGAUUUGAGCGCAGAGGAUCUCGAUUCUCUCGAAAGAGACGCUUUCCAGAAGAUUGCUCAACUACGCCACCCUUCUUCUCCGCAUCAACACCAUUCUGCAACCAACCAGUUCCCACCAAAACCCCUUUCCGGUUCACGUCCUCAAACUGUUGGUGCUGUGUCGCAAGGAGCAAGAGUAUUGCCCACGUCAUUGAAGUCAGGGACAAACAACGAUGAACAUUCAAAAGACCUCCCAAAGAUUUCGGUCAAAUUUUUUCUUCAUUCCACUGGAAAUGUUGCAGCAAAGUUUCCAUAUGACCAGGGAGUAGUUGCUGCUUUUCGAAAAAUCCCUAAAUCUUCUUGGAAUGCAAAAGAACGGUUAUGGAUGUUCCCGCUAUCUUCCUUGUCAGAAGCAGAAAAAGUUCUUGGAGAAAUAUCUGGUUAUAAUGUUCAGGUGGAAAGAUUUGAUCCCUUAGUGCAACGUGCCAUUACUGCUGCAUCUGCAGUUCCCGAUCUUCGAGAUCGGUAUGACAAGAUCCCUAGCUAUGUUGAAUCAAAGCUUAUGCCAUUUCAGCGAGAGGGUGUUAGGUUUAUAUUGCAGCAUGGAGGACGUGCUCUUUUAGCAGAUGAGAUGGGACUUGGGAAAACCUUGCAGGCCAUUGCUGUAGCUGCAUGCGUUCAGGACUCGUGGCCUGUUCUCAUACUUGCACCAUCUUCAUUACGCUUACAAUGGGCUUCUAUGAUUCAACAAUGGCUGAAUAUUCCUUCUUCAGAUAUACUUAUUGUCUUACCUCAAAGUGGUGGAUCAAAUAGAGGAGGUUUUAAUAUAGUAUCUUCAAGUGCCAAAAGAAGCAUUCAUCUGGAUGGACUAUUCAACAUUAUUUCAUAUGAUUUGGUGCCAAAGCUACAGAAUAUGCUUUUGGCAUCUGACUUUAAGGUUGUGAUUGCUGAUGAAUCACAUUUUCUGAAAAAUGCUCAGGCAAAGAGGACAACUGCUUCUCUUCCUGUUAUUAAGAAAGCUCAAUAUGCAUUAUUGCUUAGUGGAACUCCUGCUUUAUCCCGACCAAUUGAACUGUUCAAGCAGCUGGAAGCUUUGUAUCCUGAUGUAUAUAGGAAUGUUCAUGAAUAUGGCAACCGAUAUUGCAAGGGUGGGAUUUUUGGAAUUUAUCAAGGUGCUAGUAACCAUGAAGAAUUGCACAACUUGAUGAAGGCAACAGUGAUGAUUCGCAGGCUUAAAAAGGAUGUUCUUUCUCAACUUCCUGUAAAGCGCAGGCAACAAGUCUUCCUAGACUUGUCUGACAAGGACUUGAAGCAAAUUAAUGCUUUAUUCCGUGAGUUGGAGAUGGUAAAAGCCAAAAUUAAGGCAUCUAAAUCAAAGGAGGAAGCUGAAUCACUCAAGUUUACUCAAAAGAAUUUGAUUAACAAGAUAUAUACUGAUUCUGCAGAAGCCAAGAUUCCAUCUGUUCUUGACUAUGUUGGAACUGUAAUUGAGGCAGGUUGUAAAUUUCUUAUAUUUGCACACCAUCAGCCAAUGAUAGAUUCAAUACACGAGUUUCUUCUUAAGAAAAAAGUGGGUUGCAUCCGGAUUGAUGGAAGUACACCUGCUACAUCAAGGCAACAAUUGGUUACUGAGUUUCAGGAAAAGGAUGCUAUCAAAGCAGCAGUGCUAUCUAUUAAAGCUGGAGGUGUUGGGUUAACUUUAACUGCUGCCAGCACAGUCAUCUUUGCAGAAUUGUCUUGGACUCCUGGUGACUUAAUUCAGGCUGAAGAUCGUGUUCAUAGAAUUGGCCAGGUGUCUUCGGUAAAUAUAUACUACUUGCUAGCAAAUGACACAGUUGAUGACAUCAUAUGGGACGUAGUGCAAAGCAAACUGGAAAAUUUGGGGCAGAUGUUAGAUGGCCAUGAGAACACCUUAGAGGUCUCAGCUAAUUUGCCGGGGAAUAGCCCUGCAAAGCAGAAAACUCUUGACCAGUUUGUUAGAAGAUGUAAUAACAUGGAUGGGUUGGAACAUCAGUCCAACCCCAAACGACCGCGACACUGACCCAAAAGUUCGUGAAAGAGUGUUUCAAAUUGGAGAAUAACCGUGUGUUGGCACUCUUUUGUUCAUCUCACUAGAAGGGCUUUUUAAGCAUGGGGGUGUAGUUAAAAUCUAAUGACCAAAAGUCGUAUAAAAUACCGUCUUAGUUCAACUGACAACUCUAAACUAUGCAGCUGGUGCCAAAGGAACUCGUUAAUUUUGUGGAGUAUAUUAUGUAUGGGAUGAAAAUGGUGAUCAGUCUCCCAACAGUUUAUUGGUUUCAGAUCCCUUGGUCACUCACCCCAAACUUUUUUACCCCAUCAGUUGUUAGUGGGAUUUGUACAGAGUACAUUAUCAUAUGAAUGUAACCUGUAAAUUGCUUUACUCAAUGCAAAGC